Molecule: messenger RNA, 1596 nt
Organism: Cutaneotrichosporon cavernicola
Lineage: Eukaryota; Fungi; Basidiomycota; Tremellomycetes; Trichosporonales; Trichosporonaceae
Exons: 3
Coding region: 1-1596 (531 amino acids)
Biological process (GO): transmembrane transport
Molecular function (GO): transmembrane transporter activity
Source: RefSeq, a predicted model, not a curated record
AUGGCGUCCAUCCAGCCACAAGUCCCGUUCAGCGAGAAGGGUACCGAGGACCGCCUCGGACCCUCAGGCUACUCCGCACCAGAGACCCCGGGCUCUGAAGAUGACCAAAAGAAGUUGCAGCUAGGCGAGGAGGGUCUUGAGGGAGAAGACGAGACGCCGGCAAUCGUCAUCCCCCUCAAGUACCGGAUCACCGCCAUUGUCCUCAUCAUCCUCUUCGGUACCGGCAACACGUAUGCUGGCUUUGUCCUCGGCCCACUCAAGACUCGCCUCGUCCGCGAGCUCAAGAUCACCAAUGCCCAGUUCUCCGUCGUCUCGUCCGCCUCGUCCCUUAUUAACACGCUGCUUCCUAUCAUCGGUGGCUCCAUCAUCGACCGCUACGGUGGCUCUCGCAUUGCCCUCGGCUCUGCCGUCCUCUGCGUGGCUGGUACCGUGCUCAGUGCUUGCUCAUCGAUCGACAACAGGUACACCUUGCUCGUUGGAGGCGAGAUCAUCCUCGGUUUCGGCUCGGCAAUCCAGGACAUCUGCCAGUACAAACUGUACCCCCACUGGUUUGCCGGCUCGCACAUGGGCCUGAUCUUCGGGGUCAACGUCGCUUGGUCCCGCAUUAUCCAGCUCGUUGCCCGCCUCACCGCCGUGCCAAUGGCUGAUAUCGGCCCUGGCCGCUACUGGGGCUGGGCGCUGUGGAUCCCGUGCAUCACGACCUUUGUGUCGGGCUUCUGCGUGUACGCCUACUACUUCUUUGAGAACCGCAUUCUCCCGGCCCAGUACCGCCCACCCAGGCCGGAAGUGCGUAACGACCAGACACUUCUGAACGACUGGAAGGACACGGUCAAGAGUAUCGUCCUCCUCCCCAAGUUUUACUGGAUCAUGAACGUCACGCAGAUGCUGCAGGGCGGUGCGACGCGCGUGUGGCUCCGUAACGUUGCCGACAUCCAGGUCAAAAGCCGUGGCACGUCCGAGCAAGCGGCCGGCUACAACGCCGCCCUCCAAACUGUGAUUCCCAUCAUCCUCACGCCAAUUACCGGCCUGUUCUUCGACAAGAUCGGCUGGCGUAUGGUAUUCGUCACCACGACCUCUCUCAUCUGGCUCCUCGUUUGGGGUCUCGCCGGCUUCACCAAGAUCAACUUCCUCGCACCGGUGCUCAUCUCGUCGUUCGCCUACGUCACCAACCUCAUCCCGUUCAUGGCGACCGUGCCCAUUCUUCUCCCCUCCAACGAGCUCAUGGGCACGGCGUUUGGUGUCUGGCAGUCCUUCCAAAACGCCGGCACGCUCAUCAUGGACGUCGCCGCGGGUGCGAUCCAGGACAAAACACCUGGCUACCAGUACGACCGGGUGUUUAUUGUGAUCAUGGUGUUCAAGGCAUACGACGCAUUCCUCGGACCCUUCUACGACUGGCUCGACGGCAAGUGGCUCGGCCACCAGCUCCGCAUGCCCGAGCGCAAGCGCCGUAACAAGCUUGUCCAGCUCGAGAUCCGCGGCAAGACAUACAAGGGUCACGAGCGCAGCAAGUUCUGGACUUGGACCGGGUGCUCCAUCCUCUCGGCCAUGGUUGUGACGGGAUGGGCGCUGUACAUUAUCUACUCGAUGCCGCGGUAG